Messenger RNA from Bubalus bubalis (water buffalo), 1850 nucleotides. RefSeq names its product translation initiation factor IF-2. The transcript is spliced from 4 exons. Bases 1 to 1167 code for a protein of 388 amino acids. The record is from RefSeq and is a predicted model, not a curated record. NCBI's taxonomy places the organism in Eukaryota, Metazoa, Chordata, Mammalia, Artiodactyla, Bovidae.
AUGGGCUUCCCCGAUAGCUCAGUUGACCCCGAAAACGGCGAGAGUCAGAGCUCCCCUAGGGCGGAGGAGGCCAGCCGGCCCAUAGCCCUGGGCCCGGGCCGGAGGGGCGAGCCCGCUCCGAGAAGGGCCACCUACCGACUGCCCGCACGCCCCGCCCCGGGCCCGCUCGCGUCCUCUCGGGCGACGAAACCCUCCCUCCGGCGGCGCCCAACCGCGCGCCCUGCGCACCCGCCCCGGAGGCGGCGGGCGUCCCUGCCCUCGCCGGGACCGGCCCCGCAGGGCACUCGGGCGGCCGCGGGGACAAAGCGGGAGCCGCCGGCCCGGGCCCGUCCUCCCCGGCGCAGGCCGUCCUCGGCCGCACUGACCUGUCGUCGCCCCCGCGCCUGGGCCGCGGCCCCCGCAGCAGCGGCCGCCUCGCUGGUCGUCGUCGCCCUCGCCCGCCGCCUCCGCCCGCCACCGCCUCGUUCCCUGUCGCUGCCGCCACCGCCGGCGCUCAUGCGGGACCCGCGCUUCGUUCUCCGGAGUCCGAGACCGGGAAAGGGGGCGCAGCGGCCGCAAAAAGCCCCGCGCCCGCCGCCCGCCGCCGCUCCACCGCUGUCCGUCCGCACCGGGGGUCACAGGGCCCGCCUGCGGGGCUCAGAGCGAGCGCCGAGGGGCCCUCCUGUAGGGCUCGGAGAAGCCGAGGGAGGCGCAGCCGCCCGCGGGUUCAGCGCCCGUCGGCAGAAGCGAAGCGCAAGUCGGCGCGGCGGCGGAUGGCGAGCGCCCGAGCCGGCUGAGGGCUACGCAGAGGAGGGGUGCGCAAGUGAGCGGAGGGCGCUGUGUCGAUGCUCCCGCGAAGGCGAGUCGGGCUCUACCUCUCCUGCAGUCACCCCGAGCCGAGCGCCACCAUCUUGGAAAAAACGCGGAUCUCGCGGCCGCGGCGCAAGCCGGGAGGACUGGCUGGGCGGGCCGAGUAUCCCGGCAGGCAGCGCGCACCGCCUGGCCCGGCGAGGGCUCCCUGCCUGGACGCAGGGGCGCGGGGCGGGGCCGGGGAGCGCGCGGGAGGGCGCCGCGCUCUGCUCCGCCCCAAAUCGUCGGCUCCGCCCCCCUCCUGCUUGCCGUCGUCGCAGCGCAAAGGCGGCUGGGAAAGGGAAGUGGCUCGCUGGCUGCUCCUCGCAGUCCCACUAGGGACGGUCGCCAUCUUUGCACCGAAUAGAGGGGGCAGUUCCUCUUUAAAGCCCCUGCGGUCUGUUCCCUGACAGAAAGCAGGCGGUACACUUGGGACAUCCCCUGAAGCCCUCCGGACUGUUGGAGAGCCCUGUGGGCUAUCUAACCAGGGAACGUGCUUGAAGUUGGACGCUCCCGAUUUUGUUGGGAAAUCGCUUCCGAAAUUUCGCCAAGCGGUUUUGGUAGCUGCCAACCUCGCAGUGGGAUAGAGCCCUUCAUAUUCUAGGUCGCCGACCCCGACCCCUUUGUGCUUUUGUAAACAUUGCAGUAGUAGGCCGAGAGUGCGGACCAGCUUUCUUUCAAGGGACCAAGGUCAUCUGCUUAGGACUUUGCCUGCAAAUGGUCUGUCACUAGUUUACGGGAAGAUUCGCAUUUGGAAACUCAGCUAUGUUUUAUGGGCGAGACUAGUUAAAAUUAGUGUCAAGGAUUUAUCUUUGCAUGUUAUCGAAAUAGGCAAAUGAGAAAUUUUAAAGAUGGUAUUAAAAUGUUACUACAAUAUCUAGCAUGUGAAGAUUCUUUUAGCAAUUCUAUUUCCUGUUAAGUAAAAAUUAAAUGAAAUGUAAGUCUAAAAAUAAUAAGUAUAUCAAACAUGGCAGAAAACCCUGAGUUCCAAGAAAAUUAAAGACAAGAGAAACCUGCUCUUA